Molecule: messenger RNA, 1555 nt
Organism: Linum tenue
Lineage: Eukaryota; Viridiplantae; Streptophyta; Magnoliopsida; Malpighiales; Linaceae
Source: the annotation of a GenBank genome assembly
GAGAGAGACUGAGCAAGCGGAAACAAUUUCCAUAGAACAGCGGAAAAUGGAAGGAGGCAAAUCGCAGGCGGGGACGGUGAUCGACGUCACUGUGAAGUUCAGCGGGAGAUCGAUUCCUGUUUCGGUGCCGUUGGAUUCCGCCAUUAAAGACCUUAAAGCUCUUCUUCAACCCCUCACCAAUGUACUCCCCCGGGGCCAGAAGCUCAUCUUCAAGGGAAAGCUGUUGGCAGACGCCAUGACGUUGAGGGAAUCGGAGGUCACAAGUGGCGCCAAGAUCAUGCUUCUUGCCUCUCAGGGCCUCCACCAAGGGGAUGGGCCGAUACUGAAAAAUGCGGCAACCCGGCCAAUUUCAAGGGAUAAGAUGCCCAUAACCGAAAAGGGGAAAGCUAUAGUCCCUGACAAGAACCGCUUGGAACGCUGGAAAUCCACUGGGGUCAUCGCUUUGGCGGAAUGCAACUUAAAGGUAAUGCCAGAUGAUAUUUGGGGUUGUGGGACUUCUGCAAGAGCUCUCGAUAUCAGCAACAACUCUAUUCAAGAGAUACCAUCCAAGCUUGGCUGUUUGAGUUGCUUACAGGUGAAUAAACUUUUGACAUCCAUAACGAAAGAAUAACUGCAGCUCCUGUAGAGAGGAGGAAGAAAGCCCUAUCUGAUUGGUGCCUUUUUUUUUUUUGAUGAAUUGGUGCCUUUUUUUAUCAUAUACAUCUGCAGAAGAUUAUGAUGAAUGGAAAUGACAUUUUAGAUGAAUCUAUUUGCUGGGAAGCUCUAACCUCUCUGAAGCGUCUUACAACUCUAUAUCUCAGCCACAACCAUUUAACAGUGUUGCCCAAAGAAGUAGGUGGUUUGAAGUCUUUGAAGCAACUUCAUGUUUCAAACAACAAAUUGAAUAGCCUCCCAGUUGAGAUAGGACUUCUUACUGGCCUUGAAGUUUUGAGAGUAAACAAUAACAGGAUAAGCGCCAUUGAUCCAUCUAUCGGAAGCUGCAUUUCCCUUGUAGAGGUUGAUCUUUCCGCAAAUCUUUUGAUAAAUUUGCCAGAGACUUUUGGCAAUCUACGUAAUCUGAAGGCCUUACACCUCGGCAACAACGGAUUGAAGACCCUCCCUUCUGUGCUGUUUAAAAGUUGCACACAACUAUCAAUUCUAGAUCUGCACAACACGGAGAUCACGAUGGAGGUUCUCCGGCAUUUGGAAGGCUGGGAGGAUUUUGAUCGCCGACGUUGCUCAAAGCAUCAGAAGCAACUGGAUUUCCGGGUGAUGGGUUCUGGGGAGUUUGAUGAGGGUGCUGAUAAAAAUUGAGCAGGUGGUGGAAAAACCUGAACUGCAUGCUUUCUUGCGGUCUGCUGCCUACUUGUCACCCAAUUGGCAGUAGUAGUGUUGUAAGCUGGGAUUCUGGUCUCAACUUGAUUUGAUAUAUAGCUCAUGUUGUGAAUAGAACUAGUCACAGAAAUUGCACAGAACAGAGCUCAUUUUUGUCUAAAGUCGAUUGGUUAUUUACUUAUUUGAAUUCCAGGCAAGAUAACUUUCUUAAAACCAAUAAACCAUAUGGUUUGACAGAAGC